This is a messenger RNA of Medioppia subpectinata, 504 nucleotides long. Lineage: Eukaryota; Metazoa; Arthropoda; Arachnida; Sarcoptiformes; Oppiidae. The record is from the annotation of a GenBank genome assembly.
AUGUAUGCUGUUCGGCUUAUUUGUGGUUUACAUACUAGUUUACAUAGCAUACUCUUAUACUAUGUACAUGGCAUAUGGCACGCUGUAAUACUUGCUGUGAUAAUGAUCCAGGCACAUUUAUAUUUAAUUUACGUGGCCUAUUAUGACUGCUCGGCGUUUAGUUUUGUGGGCGCACUUAUCUCAUGGAUACUGGCGUUGGUGGACUUGUUUGUUGGCGCCAGACUAAACAUGUCGGGCAAAAUACGCUUUGUUACAGUGUGUAUAAAAUAUUUGCUCAUGGUAGCUUAUGUCUGCCAGAUUGUGUUUGCUCUGGUCAAUUUUGUGUCCUACAACCAUGGUGAAAUUGCCACCAGCACCCGAUUGUAUGACAACAACCAGACUAUCACUGACGAGAUUAAUAUUUAUCGCAUGUUUGAUAAAUCAGGCGUGGCAUUACAUGUGGCGACUAAUUUGGCAAUUAUUAUAAUCAUGCUUAUGAUUGUUAAUAACAAAUGUUAUACUUAA